GCUGUCGUCACAUCCGGCGCCAGGCCUCCCGAUUCCGGAAGGGGCUGCACAGUUGUGGCGGCAGGUUCUGCGUUGGUGCUUAGUGUUCACUGCUGGACGUGGGCUACACGGCAGCAUCAUGGUGGAGGAGGUACAGAAACAUUCUGUGCACACACUUGUGUUCAGGUCAUUAAAGAGGACUCAUGACAUGUUUGUAGCUGAUAACGGAAAACCUGUGCCUUUGGAUGAAGAGAGUCACAAACGAAAAAUGGCAAUCAAGCUUCGUAAUGAAUAUGGGCCUGUGUUGCAUAUGCCUACUUCAAAAGAAAAUUUUAAAGAGAAGGGCCCUCAGAAUGCAGCGGAUUCAUAUGGUCAUAAACAGUAUCCUGCCAAUCAAGGACAAGACGUUGAAUAUUUGGUGACAGGUACACAUCCAUAUCCACCAGGACCUGGGGUUGCUUUGACAGCAGAUACUAAGAUCCAGAGAAUGCCAAGUGAGUCAGCUGCACAGUCCUUAGCUGUGGCAUUACCUUCUUCUCAGGCCAGGGCUGAUGCAAAUCGUACUGCACCUGGUGGAAAUGAAUACCGACUUCCUGGGGCUCCUGACCGUUCACAGCCUGCAGCAAUGAAUUCGAUUGUCAUGGAGGCUGGCAAUAGCAAGAACUCUGCACUGAUGGCUAAAAAAGCCCCUACGAUGCCAAAACCCCAGUGGCACCCACCGUGGAAACUCUACAGGGUGAUCAGUGGGCAUCUUGGCUGGGUUCGAUGUAUUGCUGUGGAACCUGGAAAUCAGUGGUUUGUGACUGGAUCUGCUGACAGAACUAUAAAGAUCUGGGACUUGGCUAGUGGCAAAUUGAAACUGUCAUUGACUGGGCAUAUUAGUACAGUGCGGGGCGUGAUAGUUAGCACAAGGAGCCCCUACCUGUUCUCUUGUGGAGAAGACAAGCAAGUAAAAUGCUGGGAUCUUGAAUAUAAUAAGGUUAUAAGGCACUACCAUGGACAUCUAAGUGCGGUGUAUGGUUUGGAUUUGCACCCAACAAUCGAUGUGCUGGUAACCUGUAGUCGAGAUUCAACUGCUCGGAUUUGGGAUGUGAGAACUAAAGCCAGUGUACACACAUUAUCUGGGCAUACAAAUGCAGUUGCUACAGUGAGGUGUCAAGCUGCAGAACCACAGAUUAUUACAGGAAGCCAUGACACUACAAUACGAUUAUGGGAUUUGGUGGCUGGAAAAACAAGAGUGACAUUAACAAAUCACAAAAAAUCAGUCCGGGCUGUGGUUUUACAUCCAAGGCAUUACACAUUUGCAUCUGGUUCUCCAGAUAACAUAAAGCAGUGGAAAUUCCCUGAUGGAAGUUUCAUUCAAAAUCUUUCCGGUCAUAAUGCUAUUAUUAACACACUGACAGUAAAUUCUGAUGGAGUACUUGUAUCUGGAGCUGAUAAUGGCACUAUGCAUCUUUGGGACUGGAGAACUGGCUACAAUUUUCAACGAGUUCAUGCAGCUGUGCAGCCUGGGUCUUUGGACAGUGAAUCAGGAAUAUUUGCCUGUGCUUUUGAUCAGUCUGAGAGUCGAUUACUAACAGCUGAAGCUGAUAAAACCAUCAAAGUGUACAAAGAGGAUGAUACAGCGACAGAAGAAACUCAUCCAGUCAGCUGGAAACCAGAGAUUAUCAAGAGAAAGAGAUUUUAAUGUGGCAUUGUCUUUUUUUUUUUUUUUUUUUUUUUUUUAAGCUUGGCGUUGAUGAGGGUAUCCAGUCAUUUUGUGCUCUGGCUGGGAAUAUAAAGCAGAAACUCACUUGCUUGAAUCAUUGCUGCUUCAUAUUUUACAAUAAACUGUCCCCUUCCCCUCACCCCCCGUGUUUUUAUUUCUAAAAUAAACAGUUUGUGAUACUGGGAAGUAAGAUGCAGAUAUCAAGCAAAUGCAGGUUUAUUGAACAUAACUAUUCUAACAGUAGAAUAUUUUGACCCUUUUUAAAAAAUGUACAAAACUAUUAUAAUAAGACAUGUUUUAAUGGGAGUAGUGGUUAAUCCUUUAAAAACUAAUAUCUGUGACUGAUAAUUUGGGAUUAGAAGAUUCAAAGUCUUAAUUUAAUUUUUGUAUGUUUAUUCCAAAAACAGUUUUUGAGUGCAUGUUCUGCAAAGUUCUGUACUAAAUACUGUUCAGGAAAUAGACGAAUAAGAUGUAUCCGUCCUCUAAUACUUCCAGUUUUGUAGCAGACUAUAGGAAUGCCAUAGUAGAGGUACAAGUAAAAUGCUGGGGGCACAAAGGAUGAGACCAUUCGUUUUUCCCAGGGAGGUCUGUGGAAGACUUGAUAGAGUAAGUGGCAUUGGAGCUGACCUUGAAGUGAAAGAGAGGACAAAAGGAAAAGGGUAUCCUAAGAUGUGGUCUAAAGUGAUGAACCCAGACACAAGAAAGUGUAUGGUGUGUUCUAGGACAAAGAAUUGCCUGCUAUAGUUGAGUAAUGAGUAGAUAAGCUGGCUUGUGGUGGGGAAAGCUCAUGUAUUAAAUUUGGAUUUUAUUCCACAAGCAGUAGGAUACCAGUACUGGUAUUGAGACUUGGGGAAAAUAACUCUGGCAAUACCAGUGGAGCUAUUUAAAGCUGUCGCAAAGUCUGCAGUCUUGUGGAGAUUUUCUAGAAAAGUGUUUCUAAUGCCUAUGCCUCCUGGUAAAUACGAGUUUUAUAAAUCCUGCCCUUGGGAUCCUGGUUCCCCAUCAGUCAAGAUUUGUCUAACUUCACAGUCUAUAAUUAGAAAACACAGUUACAAGAAUAAUCAUUUUUUAAAAUUUUCCAAAUUAAAAAAUUGCACCAUGAUUGUGAACAGGCAUUUCCAAUUACACUUAUCCCAUCUUGCAUGCUGUAGGUGGGAGUAUAAUUGUUACAGCCUUUAGGUGUGUAGUUGUCUGGAGCUUAUCGAAAAUGUUUGAAUCCUUUGGCCUACUAACUUCAUUUCUAGGAAGCUGCCUAAUAGAAAUAAUCUGACAAGAAUACACAAGCAAGUUCAUUGCACCUUUGUUCUAUAAUAAUUAAAAUUAGCCCAAAUGUCCCUAUCAGUAAGGGACUGGUUUAAAAGAUUAGUGUACCUUCAUGCAAUUUAUUUCUAUGUAUUCAUUAAGAGAAUGAGGAAUGUCUGGAUUAUUACGGCAAGACAUCCAAACGUUUAUGUAAAAAAAAAUUGUGCAAGCAUUUUUUGUAGAAUAACUUGAUGCUCUAAAAAAUAAUGGAGAAAUAACACCACAUUGUUAACAGUGGCUUUGUGAGGAAGUAGAAUUAUGGGAGAGCUUUCAUGUCUGCUUUAUAUAUUUCUAUAAUGUUUUAAUUUUCUAUAAGCAUGUAUUUUGUAAACUUAAAUAAAGAAAAAACAGUA
Molecule: messenger RNA, 3342 nt
Organism: Lemur catta (Ring-tailed lemur)
Lineage: Eukaryota; Metazoa; Chordata; Mammalia; Primates; Lemuridae
Gene: PLRG1
Product: pleiotropic regulator 1
Exons: 15
Coding region: 119-1666 (515 amino acids)
Biological process (GO): mRNA splicing, via spliceosome
Cellular component (GO): Prp19 complex; catalytic step 2 spliceosome; precatalytic spliceosome
Molecular function (GO): protein binding
Source: RefSeq, a predicted model, not a curated record